ACCCCAAUAAAAGAGAAACGAGCCAAACGCACCACGAGAAUGUCUUUCCCACCUAACGCUUCCCCCCAUCUCUCUGUCCUUUUUUAUUUAGAUUUUGCAACAAUGAACUAAUCCAUCCCACUGCUUAAUUUUGCCCAUCACAAAAAUUAAGCAGCUCUAGUUACUGAUCUCGAGCAUGGAGGAGACAGCCGAGCCCAAUGGUCGAUCCGUGGAUCGAUUUUGGUUGAGUAGCCGGCGAGUUCGGCCCGUGAAUUCUUCAAUCUUACCGGACUUCGGCCCUGGUGAAGAGUUACCUGAGUGGCUGCUCGAUGAGAUUCUACUCCGGCUGCCCAUGAAGUCCGCUUUCCGGCUCAAGUGCGUCUCCAGGAGGUGGCUUCUUGAGCUCUCACACCCCUCCUUCCGCCGUCGGUUCCUCAUGCUCACAGAUGGAGCACUUCCUUCUUGGACCCUCCUCUAUGGCUACACGCGGGUCCCGGAAGACAUCCCGGAAGGGACGGGAUUCGAUUGUGGGUCCGACGGGGAUUGUCCCCUCCCCCGGUUUACGGUUAUGCCUUCGCAUUCGAGCCUCGGGACGUUUCAAAUCCUGGGAUCUAGCAAUGGGCUAUUACUGUGCUGCCAGAGCUGGAAGGACAUCUACUACAUAUACGAUCCUUUGACCCUUCAAUGCCUAGCUAUUCCCCGAGGCAUUUCUUGGGUCGAGCCGACCAGCGAGGGCCUAAUAACUGAAAUCGAGGAAGGUGAAUUGAAGGGCUACAAGGUGGUCCGAGUAGGCCAGGAACUCGAUAACCCAGCCAAGCUCUUCGUGGAUGUCUUCUCUUCAGAACUUGGCUUAUGGACCAACUACCAGUUCUAUUCUCCACGCCCCACCUACUUCCCCAAAGAGUUCCCUUACUUUCGGUUCGCGAGGCCAGUCAUCGUGAAGGAAACCGUCUACCUACCCGAUUAUCAGGAAGGGGUUGUCAUCGCCUACAACCCGUAUACAAGCCCCGAUCAACUCAGCAUCGUGCGAUUGCCUGAUCGGCAGCUUGACCGACUGCCCCCAUGGUUCGAACUCUGUGAUGUGUUUAGGGACAAGCUGAGGCAUUAUACCGUAUCGGAAGCGUGGGAGAAUCCCACCCUCAAGGUGUGGGAGCUCGCAGAACCUUCCGACGGAGGGCAGUGGUCUCUCGUGCACAGCUGCAGAUGGAGUGAGAUACAAUGGAAGGAUGCUCGCCUGGGCGGGACUGAACCGCACAGACGUUUCUUACCAUUGAGUUUCCAUCCAUCCGAUCCCAACAUCGUCUAUGUGUGGAACACGAAAUGCGUUGCUUCCUACGACAUGAAAGCGAGAAGGCUAGAGGUCUUCUGCGAACUGGACAGCAGCUUCCGGGGCCUUUCGUGGGAGAGCGUGAUGCCGUUCGUGCUCCCCAAUUGGCCGGUCUCCAUUCCCCGCCCCACUUGGAAGAUAAACGAUACUUGACUCCGGGAUCAUUGACGACAAAUGCCCCUAUUUCCCGAGCUUUGGCAUCUUUGGAUCGUGCAUCUCAAGCUUGGAUCUUUCAACGCGAAAUCUCGAUCACUCAUAACCGGCAAAAUCUCUGAUUCCAUCCCCAUAGAUUUCUGCACAAUCAAUCAGCAUAAUUCAGUCACGGGUUCUUUUAAUUACCAUAAAAGGACGAACUUUAGGAGAGGUGAGAGCGGCCACAGCCACAGAACAGCAGCUGGAGGCGGUCACCUUUGCCAUUUGUGGCCCCGUUGAGAGCGACGCGCCGCGCCUGUAUGGAACCCCGCAACUGAAAGCGCCAGAAGAAACAGACGAUGGCGGGAUGAGAGGAGAGGACGUACGGCAGACGGCGCCGGAUACGAUGACGAUUCAGUGCGGUGAGGAAUGUGCUGGCUUUGACUGAGUCAGAGAGAACUUAUCAUUAAAUGCCAUAAUUUUUUUUGGCAAUAAUUAAUCGCCAUUAUUUAUUUAUUUUUUUUUUUUUUCGGUAGACGUUAAUUGCCAUUGGUUACACGUGCUCAAAUAUCUAUCUACUUUUUGCAAUAAUGACCAAUCAGUAUUUACACCUUUCCAUUU
Punica granatum (pomegranate) is the source of this 2059-nucleotide messenger RNA. Lineage: Eukaryota; Viridiplantae; Streptophyta; Magnoliopsida; Myrtales; Lythraceae. The record is from RefSeq and is a predicted model, not a curated record.